AUGUCACUUCCAUUAGAAUACAAAGUAACAUUGCCAGACGGCCAAACUUUCACCCAACCAUCUGGGUUGUUCAUCAAUAAUGAGUUUGUCAAGUCGAAAUCUGGUAAGACUUUGGACAGUAUCAACCCAUCGACUGGAGAAGUCAAUGGUUCCGUUUAUGCUGCCGAAGAAGAAGAUGUUGAUAUUGCCGUCAAAGCCGCUAGAACCGCUUUCAAAUCGUGGAAAAAGGUCACUGGUGUCGACAGAGGAAUCUUGCUCAACAAAUUUGCUGAUGUGUUGGAAAGAGACAGAGAUUUGAUUGGAUCUAUGGAAGCAUGGGAUUCUGGUAAAACCAAGGAACAAAAUGCUGUGUAUGACAUUGACGAGUGUAUCAGCUGUUUCCGUUACUUUGCUGGAUGGGCUGACAAAGUUAGUGGAAAAGUUAUUCAAAAUGAUCCAAAGAAGUUUGCCUAUACCAUCCAUGAACCUUAUGGUGUAUGUGGACAAAUUAUUCCAUGGAACUACCCAUUGGCUAUGGCUGCGUGGAAAUUGGCCCCAGCUUUGGCUGCUGGUAAUGUGGUGGUAAUCAAGUCGUCAGAAAUUACUCCUCUUUCUCUCUUAUACAUCGGUACCAUUUUCAAAGAUGUUGGUUUCCCAGCUGGUGUGGUUAACAUUUUGUCCGGGUAUGGAGCUACUUGCGGAAAGGCAUUGGCAAGCCACAUGGAUGUUGACAAGAUUGCAUUUACUGGUUCUACUGCUACUGGUAAACUCAUCCAACAAUUAGCCGCUUCGAACUUGAAAGCUGUGACUUUGGAGUGUGGUGGAAAAUCUCCAUUAAUUAUCAGAGCGGAUGCUGAUUUGGAACAAGCAGUUAAAUGGGCUGCUUUUGGUAUCAUGUCUAACCAAGGUCAAAUCUGUACCUCGACUUCAAGAAUCUAUAUCCAUGAAAAUGUCUAUGACAAGUUUUUGACAGAAUUCACUAAACAUGUCAAGGAAGCUUAUAAGCAAGGUGAUAUGUUCAAUUCAGAGGCAGUUGUUGGUCCACAAGUUUCCAAGAUGCAAUUCGACAAGGUGAUCUCGUACAUUGAGAUUGGAAAGAAAGAGGGUGCUAAGGUGCUUUUGGGAGGAGAGAAAAACACCGACGGUGACCUCUCCAAGGGUUUCUUUGUCAAGCCUACUAUUUUUGCUGAUGUCAAGCCUAAAAUGAGAAUUGUUAACGAAGAAAUUUUCGGUCCUGUCGUGGCAUGUGGAAAGUUUUCCACUGACGAAGAGGCUGUGGAAUACGCCAACCAAACUGACUAUGGAUUGGGUGCUGCUGUGUUUACCAGUGAUAUUACCAAAGCUCACGAGAUGGCCAGAGAGAUUGAGGCUGGAAUGGUAUGGAUCAAUUCUAGUAAUGACUCUGAUUGCCAUGUACCAUUCGGAGGUGUCAAGUUGAGUGGUGUGGGUAGAGAAUUGGGAGAGUACGGUUUGACCAUGUACACUCAAGCCAAGGCUAUCCACGUGAACCUUGGAAACAAGUUGUAG
Molecule: messenger RNA, 1506 nt
Organism: Meyerozyma guilliermondii ATCC 6260
Lineage: Eukaryota; Fungi; Ascomycota; Pichiomycetes; Serinales; Debaryomycetaceae
Exons: 1
Coding region: 1-1506 (501 amino acids)
Molecular function (GO): oxidoreductase activity, acting on the aldehyde or oxo group of donors, NAD or NADP as acceptor
Source: RefSeq, a predicted model, not a curated record